Messenger RNA from Mesoplodon densirostris (Blainville's beaked whale), 2163 nucleotides. RefSeq names its product synaptotagmin 7 (gene SYT7). NCBI's taxonomy places the organism in Eukaryota, Metazoa, Chordata, Mammalia, Artiodactyla, Ziphiidae. The transcript is spliced from 13 exons. Gene Ontology annotation, biological process: regulation of calcium ion-dependent exocytosis; regulation of dopamine secretion; cellular response to calcium ion. The record is from RefSeq and is a predicted model, not a curated record. Gene Ontology annotation, molecular function: calcium ion binding; calcium-dependent phospholipid binding; clathrin binding. The coding region runs from base 1 to 2163 and encodes 720 amino acids. Gene Ontology annotation, cellular component: synapse; membrane; axon.
AUGGCUCCUCUAUAUCGUGUCCUGGACUAUGGGCUGUCGGAGACAUCGAGCAAUGAGGAGAACCUCUUGGCCCUGCUUGGAGGACAGGCCUACUCCCAAGAAAAGGAGGCUGGACAGAAGGCAGUUCAUUCAAGGGCGCCCACCCGCGAUGUCCUGCUGGUCUCUGCCAUCAUCACCGUCAGCCUUAGCGUCACUGUCGUCCUCUGCGGCCUCUGCUACUGGUGUCAGCGCAAACUGGGCAAACGCUACAAGAACUCCUUGGAGACGGUGGGCACGCCAGACUCAGGGCGCGGGCGCAGCGAGAAGAAGGCCAUCAAUGAUCUAGACAGAGACUUUUGGAAUAACAAUGAGAGCACAGUGCAGCAGAAAUGGAGCUCCUACCCUCCCAAGGAGUUUAUUCUAAACAUUUCACCCUACGCCCCUUAUGGCGACCCACGACUGUCCCUCAAUGGCACCCUCCUGGCUGGCGCCAAAGUGGCUGCCGCUGCGGGGCUGGCAGUGGAGCGGGAAGGCCGGCUGGGGGAGAAGCUGGCGCCGGUGCCGCCACCCGGAGAGGACGCCUUGAGAAGCGGCGGCGCUGCCCCCAGCGAGCCGGGCAGCGGUGGCAAGGCGGGGAGAGGCCGCUGGCGGAUGGUGCAGAGCCACCUGGCCGCCGGGAAGCUCAACUUGUCCAAUUUCGAGGACUCCACCCUGUCCACGACCACUACCCUUGAGUCUAUCCCCAGCUCCACGGGAGAGCCGAAAUGCCAGCGACCCUGCACUCUGAUGCGGCAGCAGAGCCUGCAGCAGCCGCUAAGCCAGCACCAGCGGGGCCGGCAGACCAGCCAGCCCACCACCAGCCAGAGCCUGGGCCAGCUGCAGGCCCACGCGGCCUCCGUGCCGGGCGCCAACUCUCGGGCCUACGGCCGGGGCCAGGCUCGGCAGGGCUCCUCGGCCGGCUCCAAGUACCGGCCGGCCGGCGGCCGCAGCCGCUCCAACCCAGGCAGCUGGGACCACGUGGUGGGGCAGAUUCGAAACCGAGGCUUGGACAUGAAAUCCUUCCUGGAAGGCCGGAUGGUGGUGCUAUCCUUGGUCUUAGGGCUUUCGGAACAGGAUGACUUUGCCAAUAUCCCUGACCUGCAAAACCCAGGAACCCAGCAGAACCAGAACGCUCAGGGGGACAAGAGGUUGCCUACGGGAGGGAAGGCAGUGAACACAGCCGCAGUGCCGGGCCAGACGCCCCACGAUGAAUCCGACCGCCGGACCGAGCCUCACUCCUCCGUCUCAGAUCUCGUCAACUCCCUCACCAGUGAGAUGCUCAUGCUCUCCCCAGGCUCUGAGGAGGACGAGGUCCACGAGGGCUGCAGCCGAGAGAACCUGGGCCGGAUCCAGUUCAGCGUCGGCUACAACUUCCAGGAGUCCACGCUCACCGUGAAGAUCAUGAAGGCCCAGGAGCUGCCAGCCAAGGACUUCAGCGGCACCAGCGACCCCUUCGUCAAGAUCUACCUGCUGCCAGACAAGAAGCACAAGCUAGAGACCAAGGUGAAGCGGAAGAACCUGAACCCCCACUGGAAUGAGACCUUCCUCUUUGAAGGUUUCCCCUACGAGAAGGUGGUGCAGAGAGUCCUCUACCUCCAGGUCCUGGACUACGACCGCUUCAGCCGCAAUGACCCCAUCGGGGAGGUGUCCAUCCCCCUCAACAAGGUGGACCUGACCCAGAUGCAGACCUUCUGGAAGGAUCUGAAGCCAUGCAGCGAUGGGAGUGGGAGCCGAGGGGAGCUGCUCCUAUCUCUCUGCUACAACCCUUCUGCCAACUCCAUCAUCGUGAACAUCAUCAAAGCCCGGAACCUCAAAGCCAUGGACAUCGGGGGCACGUCAGACCCUUAUGUGAAGGUGUGGCUAAUGUACAAGGACAAGCGGGUGGAGAAGAAGAAGACGGUGACAAUGAAGAGGAACCUGAACCCCAUCUUCAACGAGUCCUUUGCCUUCGACAUCCCUACGGAGAAGCUGAGGGAGACGACCAUCAUCAUCACCGUCAUGGACAAGGACAAGCUCAGCCGCAACGACGUCAUUGGCAAGAUCUACCUGUCCUGGAAGAGUGGGCCCGGGGAGGUGAAACACUGGAAGGACAUGAUUGCCCGUCCCCGGCAGCCUGUGGCUCAGUGGCACCAGCUGAAGGCCUGA